Molecule: messenger RNA, 315 nt
Organism: Prorocentrum cordatum
Lineage: Eukaryota; Dinophyceae; Prorocentrales; Prorocentraceae
Source: the annotation of a GenBank genome assembly
GAGGUUGCCCAGAGGCACCGCGCCAUGGACGAUCCCGGCGGCGGCCAGUCUGCACCGGCCGCCGCCGCGAGCAGGCCGACGGCGAUGACCAUCCAGUCGGAGGACCUGGUGAAGCACGAGGACUGGGCGUCGAACAUCGUGGAGAAGUACAACGCCACGGCACGGAAGGUCCUCGCCGCGCAGGUCGAGCUCCAGCAGGUCCAGGCUGAGCAGGGACGCUGCGUGCAGGAGCUCCAGAAGAUGGCGACCCAGAACAGUGAGCUGGACGUGAGGCAGCAGAAGAUGAUUGAGGAGCUGCAGAAGGCCGACAAGGAC